Molecule: messenger RNA, 1642 nt
Organism: Helianthus annuus (common sunflower)
Lineage: Eukaryota; Viridiplantae; Streptophyta; Magnoliopsida; Asterales; Asteraceae
Product: eukaryotic initiation factor 4A-3
Exons: 8
Coding region: 142-1368 (408 amino acids)
Cellular component (GO): catalytic step 2 spliceosome; nucleolus
Molecular function (GO): RNA helicase activity; ATP binding; mRNA binding
Source: RefSeq, a predicted model, not a curated record
GACUAAAGAGGGGCAAAAAGCCAAUCUCAAGCUAACCUAAGAUAAACCCUAUAUACAACCAACCUCCUCGCUCGAGUCAUUCUUUCUUUCUUUCUCAAUCAAACCAAACAAACCCUAGAACAUUCGAAAGGUGAAAUUAGGAUGGCGGGAACGUCAGUGGUGCCGGCGAACAGGGGACGACGGAACACGAUGGUGGACGACGAGAAGCUGGUGUUCGAAACAUCUAAAGGAGUGGAGCCAAUCAUGACCUUUGACCAGAUGGGAAUCAAAGACGAUCUUCUUCGCGGUAUUUACCAGCACGGAUUCGAGAAACCCUCUGCAAUUCAACAGCGAGCUGUUCGCCCAAUUAUUGAAGGCCGUGACGUCAUCGCUCAGGCCCAAUCUGGUACCGGAAAAACCUCCAUGAUUGCCUUAACCGUUUGCCAGAUUGUUGACACCUCUUCCAGAGAGGUCCAAGCUUUGAUUUUAUCACCUACAAGAGAGCUUGCAGCGCAAACAGAGAAACAAAUACUGGCUAUUGGUGAUUUCAUCAGUAUACAAGCCCAUGCAUGCAUUGGUGGAAAAAGUGUCGGGGAGGACAUUAGAAAGUUAGAAAAUGGAGUUCAUGUUGUUUCUGGAACACCUGGCAGAGUCUGUGACAUGAUCAAGAGAAGAACAUUGAGAACUAGAGCCAUUAAAUUGCUAAUUCUUGAUGAAUCUGAUGAAAUGUUGAGCCGAGGCUUUAAGGAUCAGAUUUAUGAUGUUUAUCGAUACCUUCCACCAGAGCUUCAGGUUUGUUUGGUGUCUGCUACCCUUCCUAAUGAAAUAUUGGAGAUGACCAGCAAAUUCAUGACUGAUCCUGUUCGAAUCCUUGUAAAACGUGAUGAAUUGACUCUUGAGGGAAUAAAACAAUUCUUCGUUGCGGUAGAAAGAGAAAACUGGAAGUUUGAUACUCUGUGUGAUCUUUAUGAUACUCUUACAAUUACCCAGGCUGUAAUUUUCUGUAACACAAAGCGAAAGGUUGAUUGGUUAACUGAAAAGAUGCGUGAGAAUAACUUUACUGUAUCAGCAAUGCAUGGAGACAUGCCUCAGAAAGAGAGAGAUGCAAUUAUGGAAGAGUUUCGAUCUGGUGUUACUCGUGUGUUGAUUACCACAGAUGUGUGGGCCAGGGGAUUGGAUGUUCAACAGGUUUCUCUGGUCAUUAAUUAUGACCUCCCAAAUAAUCGAGAGCUUUAUAUUCAUCGUAUAGGUCGAUCUGGUCGUUUUGGACGAAAGGGUGUUGCUAUAAAUUUUGUGAAAACCGAUGAUAUCAAAAUUCUGAGAGAUAUAGAGCAGUACUACAGUACCCAGAUCGAUGAAAUGCCGAUGAACGUGGCGGAUUUGAUAUAAAUGCUGAAAGAAGUUUUGAAAAAAUGAAUGUGGAUUGAUUGAAUGACGAUUUGCUUUGCUGGUGGAACUGAAAAGAUUUGUAAUUUCAUGGUUUUUUGAGUAAUGAGUGAUGCUGCAAAACUUUGAAGUUGUUUGGAUUAUAAUUGUGGGAUUGGAGGAUAAUCUUGAAUUACUUCUUGUCGUUUGUAGGGUAGUUGUUUUUUAUAUAAUUAAAAUCCUAAGAUAUGAUGUGUUCACUUUGUUUUGUGAAUAUGGGAAUAUUUUAUUUUGAUUU